AUGCCAUUAGAUUCUAUAGCAGACUAGCAAAUUUAAGAAUCAGAAAAUGGUGGUUCUUAAUUCUAAGCUUGCUUUAUUACUUCAAAAAAGAGGAUGGUUGAAACUCCUUUCAUUUUUGGAACUUAUAGUGAAGUAUCAAUUGAAAGUCUAAAAUAAAUAAAAUUAAAAUACAUAGAAGAUUAUGAAGGACUUGUUAAAUAUUUAGCUGAUUUCCAUUUGAUUCAGAAGCAGAAUAAGCCAUGCCUUCUUUGUAUUGACAACCUAGAUCACUAUAUAGAAAAUAAAAGUUUUAAUAAUCUAACUAGAAUGAUGAGACUUAAUUUUGUAAUGACUUUGAUAAAAGAUUGCUAAGAUUUGCUUGAUCCUUGUGCAGUAUUUAAAAUUAAUAAUACAAUUGUAACAUAUCGAUGUAGUUCAACAGACGAAAGUGAUUUCUUAAGAAUAUAUAAUGAAAUGAAUAAGUUUAGCUAGCAAAUAUUUUAUGUAAGCAAAAAAGACUCAGCUUAAUCUAUCACUUGGAAAUUGCUUCAUAAUUGCUCAGACCUUAAGCAUAGUAUUCUAAAUCAAGAUGGGUAAAUGAGAGAAGAGUAAUUUUGGAAUCAUUUGAGGUUUAUUGAGAUGUUCAAGGUCGAUGAAAACCCCUACUUUUUCGAAGAGGAAUUCAACUUCAAAGUGGGUAUAAAGAGAGAUUAUUAGAAUAUGAUUAAAAGUGAGGGUAAUGCGAAUAAUUAAUCUACAGCUGCAUCAGUAAUAAAAGUUGAAGAUGAAUAGAUAAAACAAACUGAAGAUAAAUAAAAAUUCAACCUAGGAAGACCUCAGAGUUACAAAUUUUAAAGAGUAAUCGUAAUGAAUGAGCAGGUAGUAGAAAAUUCGAUUAGUUAUGUAUUUGACCCUAUCCUUAGAGAAAUUAUCAAGCAUUUUGAAGAUAUGUCUAGGGCUGAGGCAAUUGAUGAUGAAUGA
Molecule: messenger RNA, 960 nt
Organism: Stylonychia lemnae
Lineage: Eukaryota; Ciliophora; Spirotrichea; Sporadotrichida; Oxytrichidae
Source: the annotation of a GenBank genome assembly